AAUGUUUCACAUUUGUACUGGAAUCACAAUUGCUGCAGGAUGCAACUUUUCACUGCAAUACUGUGUGUUGCCAGCCUUCUUGCUGUAGCAGGGGCAGCAGAAAAUGAAGAUGAGUAUACUGAAAUGCAUGAGAUGCUAGAUGAGCUAAAGGAGAUUGUGCAGGAUAUGAAGAAAGUAAAUGACAAGAGCACACCUUUUGAUGAAGAUAAUGAGGACUUUGAUUCUGUAGACAGUGGAUUAGAAUUCAUAACUGAUGAUGUUACUAAGGAAGGACGUUGCAUCCAAUCCUUCAAAAUUGAAGCUACUACUGGUACUAGACAUGGUAGCAAUCAAAACCCAAGAUAUGGUACUAAUCCAAGGCUUGCUAUUAGAGUUUCUGGUACCACUUAUUCAGCAGCAAUUACCGGUGUUAAGAAUUAUGGUCGAAAUGUUUAUCGCACAAUAUCAAGAAGUAGCUUCAGCCCAUCUCUUCCAUGCAUCAGUCGCAGUAGAAUUACAAAUGCCUACCUCCAGUCCCCAUAUGGUGGUAGAGAUGGCUGGUUUGUAAAAUCUAUCAAGACAUACUACAGAACUGGUGUCAGCUACAAGCUACUGUCAUCUGAUACCAAUUUUAAUAAGUGGGUUGACUAUGAUGAGAGAUGGCGCUACCCUUACAAUGCAAGACUUGUUCCAUUGACCCUAACUAAGUCUUCUCACAGCAGCAGCUGUUUGACUGACUUUAAAAUCGAUGCAUUAACAGGAAGCCGUCGAUAUGCAGGAUUCAGCUCAUCUUAUAUGGGCUACAGGAAGCACAAGAUACAGCUAUACCUUAAGGACAAUUCUCAGUUGCAAGGUGACAUUUGCAGCCCUGCUUAUAGAAACAGACCAUUUUCAUGCCAUCUUACAUUUUCAAGGGGUUUCAAUGCAGGCUCAAAAUGCAUCAAAAAAUCAGAUAUUAGAUUGGUGAUGAUAGUUGCAGGUGGAAGGGAUGGUUGGUAUGCGACUUCAAUAACAACAAAAGUCAGAACGGCUUCAGGGUUUUAUGAAGUACUCACCGAAGAUAAACCUUUUGAUAAAUGGCUGGAUGGUGAUCAGGCUCAUCUUUAUAAGUAUGACGCUAAAAAGCAUGUACUAAGCCUAGGCAGUGAAGAUACACCGCUAUGUGGCUUUGAACAUCCAACCUGCACUUGUAAGGAAACAGCCAGCACUUGUAUAUUCAAUUUGGAGAUAGAUGAAAUACAAACCUUCACAAGCUAUCAAAAACUGAGACAUGAUGAUGAUGAGAGCUCGUUGUACAUCCGUGGCACACAAGGAGUGAGCUACUUUAUAAAAGACGGAGUAGAGAGAUCACACAAAGCAUACAAUGGAAGGAGCUGCAGCAAGCAAACAUUUAAUGAAACAAGAUGUACAUAUCCUCAGUAUGUUGAUGGUAAAACAUUCCGUGAAGCAAUUGGAGUCAAUGGGCAAAUACCGGGUCCAACAAUAAUUGUGCAUGAUCAGCAGAUGGUUGUCAUUCAUGUCCGUAAUAAUCUAACACUUGAAGGUGUAUCUAUACAUUGGCAUGGGAUGCAUCAGAGAGGCACACCUUGGAUGGAUGGGGUUGGACAAAUAUCACACUGUCAAAUUGGUCCUGCUAGUACUUUCAGUUACAUAUACAAGGCAAGCCCUUCUGGAACAUUCUGGUAUCAUUCUCAUAGUGGGGCUCAGAGGACUGAUGGUUUCUUUGGAACAUUGAUUGUAAAGGAACGAAGCGCCGAUCUACAGAGAAUUACAAAUGCACUUAAUUUAGGGGCAUUUGAAGACAAGCCUGGUGAGCAUAGCAUUUCAUUACUGGAUUGGGAAUCUGAGCCAGGCUAUGGAAGACUGAUAGCUGGUCUUGGGUAUUAUGAAGAAACCACCCCAGGGCAGGUACCUGAUGAUAAUCAUGAGCGCUAUGAGUCUACAAGAAGCUAUGAAAGUGGUGAAGUAGGUCCAGUCCCUUUCUAUUCAGGACUCAUCAAUGGUAAGGGAAGGCAUAAAGAUGUGGAUUAUGCUGAGACAAGACUGAGUGUGUUUACUGUUGAGGCUGGCAAGAAGUACAGGUUUAGAUUGAUUGGGGCUCAGGGACUGUAUGCUUAUAAAUUCUCCAUUGAUGGACACAAACUAACUGUAGUUGCUACAGAUGGCUAUUGGACAAGGCCAGAAAAAGAAGUGGAUUAUAUAAUAAUUCACACAGGAGAGAGGUUUGAUUUUAUUCUCAAUGCCAAUCAGCGCAUAAAGGAAUAUUGGAUGAGAGCUGAAACGUUAGAAAUAAACCGAACAAGUCGGUCCAGUCCUCCGUAUGAGUCUCUUGGUCAUGUUGCCGAGGGAAUUCUUCAAUAUGUCCAAAAAGGAGAGACCAACAUACCAAACAUACCAUCAACAAGAUACCAAUCCAUCAAAGAUAACUCUCCUCCAAUUGUUUGUAGAAACGGUCGACCGUGCAGAGCAAUCAAUUGCCCUUUCAAGGACUUUCAUCCAAACUACUACACAAGAUGCACUAAUAUUGUAGAGAUGCGUCUUCUUCUGCCAGCUCCUAGAAAUGAAAUGCCAAAUGCAUAUCCAUGCACAUUUAAAAACUGUCGACACUUCAUAAAUUUCAAUUUCGAAGGCGACGCUCAGUCUAGUGCCGUCAAUGGCCGUAAUUUUGUUCUCCCUCCAGCCCCACCUCAGACGCAGUAUAGCGACUUCAUAGAUCAAGCAACACACUGCUCUCUUGAAGCUUCUUGCAACCCACAGAACACAAGCUGUCUCUGUACUCAUAGGCUGGACUUACCAUACGGUCGAACUGUUCAAAUUGUUCUCUCAGCAGUUGGGCAGUGGGACAAUGCUCACCCCAUUCAUGUACACGGUCACACGUUUCAUGUUUUAAAAGUCGGUUACCCUGAAUAUGAUUCCCAAACUGGGUUUAUCAAAAAGGAGAAUGGAGACAGUGUCCAUAAUUCGGACAUUAAAUGCGGCGACAGCACUUGCACCAAUAACUGCAAUAAGAAGAGAUGUACCCAACCAGGCUGGUCUACUACCAAUGGGCCCAGACUCUCCAUCGAUCGAUACACAAUAAGAAAGGAUACUGUGAUGCUACCGGCUGGAGGGUAUGUUGUUAUUAACUUCCUCAGCGAUAAUCCAGGAUUCUGGUUCCUACAUUGCCAUAUUGAGGUUCAUCAGUUAGAAGGGAUGGCAUUGGUUCUUAAUGAAGCCUAUCCCAAACAAAUGAGUCAGCUAAAACCACCCGCCUCAAUGAAUAAAUGUGGAGACUUCCACAUGACAGUUGGUGACUACGAAGCAUAUGCCAAAAAGUUCAAAACCUCAAUCUCUGCCUAUCAGCAAAAUGCUACUAAAUUAUCAUUUGCACCAGAAGAAGAUACAAGUGAUUUCCCUGACACCAUUGCACCUGAUGAUAUUACUGAAGAGGAAAUGGAUGCACUAAGCAAUGACCUAGGAGAGUAUCCCUAAGACCUUAAGCAAAAAUUUUUUUUAGUUGGCAGUGUAGCUGUUUUUCGCUAUUAGCUUUAGUCAGUUUCUUUCUGUGUGUGUGUAUGCCCCAUUUUCUUUAAAGAAAGUUUUAUUUUGAACAUUGAGACAAUAAAAUGCUUAAGGAUUAUAUAA
Messenger RNA from Amphimedon queenslandica, 3603 nucleotides. RefSeq lists its product as uncharacterized. Gene Ontology annotation, molecular function: copper ion binding; oxidoreductase activity. Gene Ontology annotation, cellular component: plasma membrane. Gene Ontology annotation, biological process: iron ion transport. The transcript has 2 exons. NCBI's taxonomy places the organism in Eukaryota, Metazoa, Porifera, Demospongiae, Haplosclerida, Niphatidae. The record is from RefSeq and is a predicted model, not a curated record. Bases 40 to 3450 code for a protein of 1136 amino acids.